AUGUUCUUGACGUCUCUCCUCUUGACGUCUCUAUUGAUUCUCAUUGCUUUAAUCAAGCACAUAAAAUUCUACAUCACCUCUGAAGAAGCACAGAGCCUCUGCGUCAAACAGACUACAGGAGAUACGCUGUUUGAAAUGAAACCGUGUGGUAAAGCAUAA
Molecule: messenger RNA, 159 nt
Organism: Sclerotinia sclerotiorum 1980 UF-70
Lineage: Eukaryota; Fungi; Ascomycota; Leotiomycetes; Helotiales; Sclerotiniaceae
Exons: 1
Coding region: 1-159 (52 amino acids)
Source: RefSeq, a predicted model, not a curated record